AUGUCUUCUCAAGAGGACGUUUUAGAUUCUCUUUUCAUUCUAUCGUAUUUAUUAUACUGGUAUCUUACUAAAGAGUAUAACUACUGGAAGGAUAGAAAUGUUCCAUUUAUAAAGCCAAGUGUUCCUUUUGGAAGUGCUAAAGAACAAAUGAUGAAAAGAAGUUCCUGGAUUUCAUUCAUCAACCAGUUUUACGCCAAUUUCAAACAUCAAGGAUUCGGCGGAGUGUAUUUUGGAAGACGACCAUCAUUUUGGGUAUGCGAUCCGAAGCUAGUCGAGCACAUUUUGGUUGAAGAUUUUGCACAUUUCCACGAUCGAUGGAGGCAAUCGCCAAAGUCAGAAACAGCAGAGGGAAACACCUUGAUGUUUAGCCAGGGAGAGAAGUGGCGCUCUCUUAGACUGAAACUCUCUCCAGCAUUCACCUCUGGCAAAGUCAAGGGAAUGUUCCAACAGAUACUAUCCAGCACUGACAAUUUUAUACAGAGAGUUGUAAGCUCUGACCAUCAAGACGGUGUUGAUGUUGAGUCUUUAACUACAGACUUUGCCACCGAGGCGAUGGUCAGCUGCCUGUGCGGAGUGCAGAUGUCAAAUUCUAAAGAAGCGGUAGAGUUCAACAAAGCACUGAAUAUAAUUUACAAACCAACGCUACGUAGAAACAUUGUCUUUACUCUGUAUAGCAUUUUCCCUACAAAGUUAUUUAAGUUCAUUGGGAUAAGAGGAGCACCACAUGAGGCAAUAGACAUUCUAAAGGGGGUUGUAAAGAGUAUCUUGAACUAUCGAAAGAGAAGUGGUGAAAGAAGAAAUGACAUCCUUCAAACAAUGUUUGACUUGAAAGAGCAGGAGGAGAGUGAAUAUGGAAAAGAAGAGAUCGAAAUUAUGUUUUCUAGCAAAAUCAAAAGGUUGUUGAAACAAUUAAUGGUUAAAGACCCAGAGCCUACUAAACAAUUCACCGAAGAAGCUAUAGCUGCACAAAUUCUGGGAUUCAUGUCAGCAGGGAUUAAGCCAAUUUCAGUAACUGUUACUUUCGCGCUUUUUGAAAUCGCUAAUAACCCGUCAAUCCAAAACAAGCUGCACAAAGAAAUUGACUCAGUCAUGCUCAAGCAUAAGGAUUGGAACCUUGAAGCUCUCAGGGAAAUGACCUUCCUCGACGGAGUGGUCCAAGAAACCCUUCGCGUGUAUAGCGUGAACGUGCUUUUGAUGAGGGCAGUCAAUGAAAAAUACAAUUUACCAGGAACUGAGGUGGUUCUCGAGAAGGACAUGCAGGUUUUUAUCACUUCCGACGCACUUCAUAAGGACCCGGACUUGUAUCCUAGUCCCCUGGAGUUCCGGCCGGAGCGUUGGCAAGGUAACAACUACAGAACUUCUUCGACCUACCUCCCGUUUGGACAUGGUCCCAGGAUAUGCAUCAGCAUCCGCCUGGCCGUGCUGACGGUGAAGCUGUGUCUGGCGAGGGUGGUGGCUCAGCAUGACCUCAGCAUCUCACCGAAGAUGACCCUUCCUCUGCAGUUUGACAAAAAUGUACACUUCAAGGCUAGAGAUGGCGUCUGGUUGAGGUUUAGUAAAAGAAAAUCAUAA
Molecule: messenger RNA, 1572 nt
Organism: Macrosteles quadrilineatus (aster leafhopper)
Lineage: Eukaryota; Metazoa; Arthropoda; Insecta; Hemiptera; Cicadellidae
Product: cytochrome P450 6B7-like
Exons: 2
Coding region: 1-1572 (523 amino acids)
Molecular function (GO): oxidoreductase activity, acting on paired donors, with incorporation or reduction of molecular oxygen; iron ion binding; monooxygenase activity
Source: RefSeq, a predicted model, not a curated record